UUCAGUUGCUUCAGAUUUGGGCUCCUGGGAGGCAGCAUGGUUUCUAUAGAAACUGUUUACAUUAAUCUCUUGAACCAUAAGGGAGCCUGCUUCAGUCUCCAGACCUCUGCUUUGGGCCCCUGAGGUAAUGAGUCUUGUCCCCGCUGUUUCAGGAACAUAAUGUCACCUAGCUUUGGUAAGCACUGGAAUAAUCCUUCACUCUUUAUUGGCCGCCAAGCUUUGGAUCUUCUGGAGAAAUCCCGUCUUAGUGUCAGCAGCUCUGAAGUAUGAGGGAUAAGCAAGAUGUUGGAGUCUCCCUGACGGGUUCUGAGAAAUGGAGAUAGCUAGCUAGCUGCUAAGGGUAUUCCAACCAGGCAGGUAGCUUUUGUGUCUGUGCUGGUGGCUGGGGAGAUAAGGCUCAGGGGAAGCUUCAUGACAGGACUCUCCAGCAGGCUUGGUGGUUGCCAUGUCACAGAGGUUCCGGAGGGAUGCCCCACAGGCCGAACAGAGGUUUCUAGGGAUUAAAAUGGAAUAGCCAGUAUUCCCGAGGCGUCCAUAGCAGCCUAGAAGUUGAGGGAUGGGUAGACAGAAACACAUUUGGCUUUACGUGUUCGUUUCUUUUCUUUCUCCCUUGGCAUUCCUUUCCUCCUUUCUGCUUAGGAAAUUUGGAGCCAGUUUGUAGGCAGUUUGGAGCCAAAGGCCUCACAUUUCCCAGCUGAUGAUAGGCCCUAAUCACUCUCAUCUUCCUACAAGCCUGUAACAGAGGAGUUUCCACUUCUGGGAAUCUUGGUACUUUAAUGUCAGGUUCCUUACUGUCUGUAGCCAAGGCUUAGAACCCAUACUGGAUUCCCAUACUGGACUACAACUGAGGUGGAGGUGACUUCUCAUGGGCCUCCAGAGGAAUCCAGGGCUUCUGCUGACAGGCCUGUGUGUGGGACUGCUUUUCAGUUGGAUGAACCUCGCUCAGCCAACCGACCUCUCAGCACUGGCUCACCACCCCCAUUUGUGUCAGACUACACGGGAUGCCGAAGGCCGCCACUACCCUGGUUUUUUCUGUCCUCGCCUCUCUGAUACUCCCGAGGAAGCCUACUGUUGCCACCUGCAGGCUGCUGGGGGUUCCUGCUGUACCCUGGAUGAAUUUGAGGCCCUGUACCAAGUAAACUUGUCUACUCUUCAGCCCCCACCCAUCCUCAGAGGCCCAGGCCCGCUCUUAGCACUGGGCAUCUACAGUCUACUGUUGAUGGCAUUGAUGACUGCAGAUUUCGUGCACUUCUGCCGUGGUCCGGGACGGAGAGAAAGGCAAAACUCCCGCGGCCGCCGCCUUUCCUUUCGGGCCUCUGCCGCGCGCCCCCUACAGGUCCCAGUGGGAACAGACUAA
Messenger RNA from Rattus norvegicus (Norway rat), 1357 nucleotides. The record is from RefSeq and is a predicted model, not a curated record. Lineage: Eukaryota; Metazoa; Chordata; Mammalia; Rodentia; Muridae.